UAGACAUUCAUUAUCAUUCAGUUUCACUUCUGUUUUCGAUUGAGCCGGUUCUGCUGCUGCCGGCUUGCCAUUUGUGCAUCGCAAAAAUGCGAUUACCGCACCGACUUCUUUAUUUCAUCCCAGCAGCCAUUGUCGCAUUGCUGCUCCUUCUCGUCGUAGAUGGCCAUGGCUGCUCGGCUACUGGUGUGGCUGUGGACCCCUCGAACAAGGCCCGCUACGAUCACUUCCGAAUCUACCGGGUACUGCUGGAGAACGAGGAACAGGUCCAGUUGAUGCAACAGCUGGAGAACCGGAGCGAUAGCUAUACCUUCAUGGGUCAUGCCCGGCAUACCAAUCAGAAUCUAACCAUUAUGGUUGCACCGCAAAAGAUUGCCGAAAUGACGGAUUUGAUGGAGCGGUACAAGAUUGGGGGAUCGGUUCUGUUAUACAAUAUCCAAGAUCUGAUCGAUAAAGAGGACUCCACCGUCAUGCCGAAGGAGACCAGCCCGGAACAGUUCGAUUGGCAACACUACUUCCACCUGGAUACAAUCCACAAAUGGCUCGAUUUGCAAGUCUCCAAACAUCCCUCAAUCCUGCAAUCGAUCCCCCUUGAAGUAAGUUACGAAGGAAACCUCCUGAAAGGAGUCAAACUAUCCAAGAAACCUGGCAACACUGCCGUCUUCGUGGAGUGUGGCAUCCACGCCCGCGAAUGGAUUUCACCCGCCGUGUGUACCUACAUACUGAAUGAACUUCUAACGUCCACCAACGCAGACGUCCAGGACCUGGCCGAGAACUUCGAUUGGUUCUUGUUCCCCGUUGUGAACCCCGACGGGUACAAGUACACUUUCGAUGCGGACCGCCUCUGGCGCAAGAACCGCAAACCGUACGGCAUUUGCCGCGGAGUUGACCUAAACCGUAACUUCGAGAGCGACUGGAACGGGAUCGGAGCCAGCUCGGAUCCGUGUGCGUACGACUUUGCCGGAGGAUCCGCCGCCAGCGAGUCGGAGACGCAAGUCCUGCAGAAGUUCCUCAAAGAGAACGCCCAGUCCAGCCGGAUCAAGACGUACUUCUCGAUGCACUCGUUCUCGCAGCUGAUCAUGUUCCCGUACGGAUACACCGCGGAUAAGGUGCAGAACUACGACGAUCUGCAAACGAUCGGGGAGAGGGGAUCGGAAGCAAUUCGACGCACCCACGGGAAGGAGUACCUGUCGGGGGCGAUGAUCGAGACCAUUUAUCCGUCUUCCGGGGAUUCGGUGGACUGGGUUUUCAGCGAGUGUGGCGUUCCGGUGGCGUUUACGUUUGAGCUGCGAGGACCACCGGACAGCACUAAUAUGUUUAUUUUGCCGGCGGAGGAGAUCGUGCCGACUGGGGAGGAAACAUUGGCUGCGUACGUGGCGAUGCUGAAGGCGGCCAGGGAGUUGGGGUACUACGGAAGUGGGGAAACGCAGAAGGGUGAACUAUGAUUGAAUUCAUAUUUGCUUUAGGUAGAUACAUGAAAUAUAUUAUGGCUAUAGAAAUGUUCACAAUCAAGAAAA
Aedes albopictus (Asian tiger mosquito) is the source of this 1514-nucleotide messenger RNA. Its product is annotated as zinc carboxypeptidase-like. Gene Ontology annotation, molecular function: zinc ion binding; metallocarboxypeptidase activity. Gene Ontology annotation, biological process: proteolysis. The coding region runs from base 87 to 1442 and encodes 451 amino acids. The record is from RefSeq and is a predicted model, not a curated record. Lineage: Eukaryota; Metazoa; Arthropoda; Insecta; Diptera; Culicidae. The transcript is spliced from 2 exons.